Messenger RNA from Physella acuta, 321 nucleotides. Its product is annotated as c-Myc-binding protein-like. The record is from RefSeq and is a predicted model, not a curated record. Gene Ontology annotation, molecular function: transcription coactivator activity. Gene Ontology annotation, cellular component: nucleus. Gene Ontology annotation, biological process: regulation of DNA-templated transcription. NCBI's taxonomy places the organism in Eukaryota, Metazoa, Mollusca, Gastropoda, Physidae.
UGGAAAAGGCAGGGGUAAUGGAUGCACUCACUCGUGUUUUGGUUGGAUUGUAUGAAGAGCCAGAGAAACCCAACAAUGCUAUGGAUUUCUUGCGACAAAAUUUGAAUGCCACUGGACCUGAGACAGCAGACGUUGAGACUCUGAAGCUUGAGGUCACCGAACUCAGGCAGAAAUGUGAACAGUUGCAAGAAGAAAACAAUGACCUCAAAGCACGGCUGCAGCAGUUAGAGCCCACAGCUGAGCCAGACAACCCAGACAACUAAGACCUUACCUGCUUGUACACUCCAAUGUUUUCUAAUCAAAUAAACUACAUGCUAUACU